UCUAGGCAAUUUUUCCAUCAACAUAAUGUCCGCCAGCAUCGCUGAAAAUGAUGAUUAUUUAAACUCUGGAGGCGUUCAAUCUGUUGGUAUAUUGAACCAAGCCAAGCGACAGUCGGCUGUUAACCACAAGUCAGUGCCAGAGAAUCUUUAUCUUCAAGGGUAUGGUAGACAGUUUGGUGAGAAGAUGACCUAUUCAGUGGGGCUCUCAUACGGCAGUGGCAUGCUUGUCGGUGGUACAUUUGGUUUAUUGAAAGGCUUACAGAAAGGAGGAGCAACUUCAAAGCUACGAGUAAAUGCAGUUAUGAAUGCAAUGUCGACACAGGGGCCAGCUUUGGCCAAUCAGGCAGCCAUUAUAACAAUGUAUUAUGUUGCAUUUAAUGGACUGGUAUCAUGGGCUCGUGGUGGUAAAGAUGAUCAAUUCAAUGCUGUUGGGGCUGGGGCCCUUAGUGGAGCUCUCUUUAAAGCCACUAGUGGCAGUUGGAUCGCCGUCGCCAAAUACAGUGCAGCAUCGGCAGCGGUAUUCACGGUCGUCGAUUUCGCAAUCCGUAAUAAUUAUGUCUGAGCUAUCUACUAAUAGACUACUCAUAUACCACACCAUUACUGCUGCUGCUAAUGUUGUU
Molecule: messenger RNA, 620 nt
Organism: Perkinsus marinus ATCC 50983
Lineage: Eukaryota; Perkinsozoa; Perkinsida; Perkinsidae
Exons: 5
Coding region: 26-562 (178 amino acids)
Biological process (GO): protein import into mitochondrial matrix
Cellular component (GO): TIM23 mitochondrial import inner membrane translocase complex; mitochondrial inner membrane
Molecular function (GO): transmembrane protein transporter activity
Source: RefSeq, a predicted model, not a curated record